UAGGCAGCUAAGUGCUAGCCUUUGGUCUUCAAAAGGCAUUGGGCUGCUAUUUUGUAUUCGCUGUAUGGCAGCUCAGGAUAGUAGUCUUCCAAAAAGGGAGUAUUAAUGUAAUAAAUAGAAUAGUAAUGUCAGCAAGGAGACUAUAGAGAACUUCUUGUAAUCUAGCAACUUUGAAUCUCCACUGAUGUAUGAAGUUCCAGAGCACCAAGGCAACAGCGCAGACAGUUCGGGAAGCAGCUUGGGAAGCUCUGUGACAGCAUGUAAGAAGAUUCUCUGCAGUAACAGUCUGCUAGAGUCAACAGACUACUGGCUGCAGAAUCAGAGGACACCAUGCCAAAUUGGCUUUCUGGAAGACAAGUCAGAAAGCAACUGUGCCUCGGUUUGUUUCGUGAAUUUAGAUGCAAACAGAGAUGACUGCGGUGACGAGCAAGUGAAACAGAGAUUGAUCAGCAUCUCUCCAAAUCUCCCCAAACUUAUCAGCUCCAUGAACGUACAGCCGCCAAAGGAAAACGAAAUAGUCCUGCUGAGUGGGUUAACAUCAGGAAAUCUUCAGGCCGAUUAUGAAAUUCCCCAGUGUCCUUGGCUGGCAGAUGUCUGCUUGGUUCAGUGUGCACGGGGGGACAGGAAAAACAGCACAAGCUGCAUCAUCUUUGAAAUAAACAAGUUUCUGAUUGGACUUGAGCUUGUUCAGGAGAGACAGCUGCAGAUAGAAGCUAAUGUCUUAAAGCCUGAGGAUGAUACAAACUGUUCAGUGUCCUCAAUAGAAGAAGAUUUCCUCACAGCAUCUGAGCACCUCGAAGAUGAAAACGAGGCUGAUGAAUAUAAAGCUGGUCAUGAAAAAUCAAGUGUUUCUGAACUUUCUUCAGACCUCAAAAAAAAUAAAGGAAAGGGACCUGAAAAUCCUCACUACAGAAAAGCCAGGUUGUCCCCUAUUCUUGAUGAAAACUCUAUUAAUAAAGAUAACACAGCUGCCAGAGCCUCCGAAGCUCUGACUGUUGUGGCUGAGGAUAGCAACUUACAACUUGAACAUAAGUCAGCCCAAGAAAUACUCUGGCAGAAGGAAUUAGCUGAAAGAGCUACAUCGUCCCUCAGUACUAAUAAUUUGACUGACAAGGUUGGAAAUUCCUGCUCAGCUCAUGUGUUCGAAGAUGUAUCUGUAACUGAAAUGGCUAAAGAGGAGCUGGGGCCUCCGCAUGACCCAACAGCAAAACAGGACACUAAGAUGGAUGUGGAAAAUUGUGCAGGUAUUAAGAAAGCUGAUCCUCCCCUGCAGAAUGAGCAAGCAACAACGGGUCAGUAUGCCACAAAUUUAGCAGAAUCUGUUCUGCAAGAUGCAUUUAUUAGACUGUCCCAGUCUCAACCCACUUUUACUGAUGAGGCUGCUGUUAGCAUCUCUGUAGGAAGCUCUUGUAAAGCAGAAGAUACGUCUGCUUCCCGAUCAUGGAAUGAACUUCCAAAGAUUGUCAUAGUGCAAAGCCCAGAUAGCUCUGAGGAGGUCUCCGAAAAAGCGGAAGUUUCAGAUUCCUGUGAGGAGGAACAUGCAGACGGGCACACCCAGAGUGCCUUGGAAGUGGCUCUGGCUUGUGCAGCCACAGUUAUUGGAACCAUUUCAAGUCCCCAAGCUGCAGAGAAAUUCAGAAGAGAUCAAGAAGCCACAGACUCUAAAAGCAGAGCAGUUGAUAAUGAAGUGCUACAGACAGCAUCUUCACAGCUACUUGAUGACUGUGCUGGCACAGAAUAUUCAUUUCCAUCUGCUCUGUGUGGCAUGACUCAAGUAGCAAGUGCUGUAGCAGUCUGUGGUCUGGGCGAAACAAAGGAAGAUAAGUACCCUGCGGCUUCAAGUGGGCUCCUGUCUGCUGCUCAGACUUCUGCAGCCAUUACUCUUCAUUGUAGCAUAGCCAUAGGAAGCAGCAUGGAGAAGCUGAACGAUAGCAUUGCAGAGACUCUUCUCAGAGAGGCAUCAAUAAUUUUGACAAAGCCCAGCACCUACAAAAACGUAGGGCAUUUUAUGGAGUCCAUGAAUGGAAGAAUCAUUGAAACAGUGGCAAGGCCACGGAUUCCACACUCUGAUGAAGUAAUCAGGGAUGAACUUGCACAAAACUUAUCCAACAUUAUUCUACGACAUUCUGUUGAAGAGGUUAGGAAGAAGAGACAGCUACAGCCUCAUUCAGAAUACAGCUCAAGUACACAAGACAUUUUCAUGGAGACUGCAAAUGAGUUGCUUUUUAACGUGAUAUAUUUCACUUAUAAGAAGAUGAAUGAUAUAAGACAUGCUGAUGAGUGUUCUCCUCUCUUUUCUGAGGGCACGAAAGCUGAGAAAGUAACUGUAGCAGAAGGUUGGCCAGCACAGGCAACGCCACAUGAAACACUGCACAGACCCCCUGACCACUCUGCUAGUGUGCCAUUGCACACCUCUUACAGUACUAGUGCUGGCAGUGAUCUUGGAGAUGUCACAAGCACUGGGAAAAGUAGUAUGACAGAUGUAAGUAGCUGGGAAGGUGUCCCACUGCAUUCAGGACCAACAAGUAGAGCUACUGGGCAUAGUGCACUUCUUGCAAAAACAUCUCCCAAGAAGAGAUACUUGAAAAGAACUGCACGAGACUGUUACAAAUCACCAAAUCAGAAUACCAAUCAAAAGAAGAAAGACUACAGAUCAUUUUCAGAUGGAGGAGAAACCUUUACAGACCCUGAAUGCAAACACGGUGUCCAAGAACGACUGUCUUUUGAUGCCCCUGUAAAUGCAGAGAACCAGGCCAAGCAUAAGUGUGAUGCUGUGCUAAGUAAUGAUGUCCAAGUCAGCUUGUCUUUAUUAGGAGACCAUGUCUUGCUUCCUUCUCGGCCUGUGCUACAGGUGAAACAUUCCAGGGACAAAUACUGUAUCGCAGAUUUUGCGGAAGAACUGGCAGAAACAGUGGUCUCUAUGGCAACAGAAAUAGCUGCCAUUUGUCUUGAAAACUCCAAUGGAAAGCAGCCCUGGUUCUGUGCUUGGAAAAGAGGCAAUGAGUACCUGGUCACCCAGAGUUUAUCAUGCCGAACCAUAAAGAGGAAAAAGGAAACCCAGACUAACAGUUCAGUGGUUCGGAAGCACAGGGCACCUAGACUUAGCGAGAUCAAAAGGAAAACAGAUGAGCAUCCUGAGCUGAAAGAAAGACUGAUGAAUCGGGUAGUGGAUGAAUCUAUAAACCUUGAGGACACACCAGAUUCUGUCAGUAUCUUUGCAAAUGAAGUGGCCGCCAAGAUUAUGAACCUCACUGAACUCUCUGUGGUUGACAGCAUCUGGCAAGGUCCAAACCAUCCCAGGAACAGGCUGCACUGUGAAAGAUGGAGCCGAGGCAAGGCAUCGAGCUGCGAGAGCAUCCCCGAGGAAGACGCAGAUUCCAGAGGCUCCCUCCAUACCCUCGGCCUGACGAACGCUUUUGGUCAGCCUGUGAGCCAGACGAGUUCAGUCUCUAAACAGUCGAGCUGUGAAAGCAUUACGGAUGAAUUUUCAAGAUUUAUGGUGAACCAGAUGGAAAAUGAAGGAAGAGGCUUUGAUUUGUUACUGGAUUACUAUGCAGGAAAGAACGCAAACAACAUCUUAUCAUCUGCUUUGCAACAGGUAGCCAAGAAGAAUGGUCAUCUUAACGUAAAACCAAGCUGCCCAUCCAAACAGUCCAGCACAGAAAGCAUAACAGAAGAAUUUUAUAGGUAUAUGCUAAGAGAAAUAGAAAAGGAAAACAAAGAUAACGCAUCUUCCCCCCGGAAUUCAAAGGACUGGUGUGGCAGUUUGCUGCCUCCCUCUCUACGAACACCUUUCUGUUAUAGACAGUCCUCCAUGCCUGACAGCAGGUCAUCGGGCUCCAGGCUAACGGUGAAUACCCCCGUUAAAGCAAAUUCUCUAGAUGGAUUUGCCCGUCAUCACCAGGAUUCCUUAAGUGUACAGCCAGUCAGUAGUGCGGGUUCUUCGAGUCUCUGCAAGUCUGACUCAUGCCUGUACCAAAGAUGCAAGACUGACCAGAUAACAGACAUGCUGAUUCAUGAGACAUGGGCCAACUCUAUUGAAUCACUAAUGCGCAAAAACAAAAUUAUAGCAGAUGAGGCAGAGACUGCAGAGGCAGAUCAGCCUCACAGUGAUUCUCCGCAGCACGUGGAACAGUAUGCAAACAGACUGGCUGCAAAUAUUGUUGAAAGUGGUAAAAAUUUCAUUGUUGUCCAGCCAGAUUCCCUUGAUUAUACAAGCCGAGAACACAUGCCGGAAAGCAAGCAUCAGAUGCAGUCAAAACCCAAAGGAGAGGGAGUAGGUUCAGAUGAGAAGAAAGGGCUUGAGAAUGCUGGAUCCCUCCCUGCUGGUCAGCGCAGGGAAGUGCCCUUAAUUCAGAUAGAAACUGAUCAACGAGAUGAGCCAGAAGAGUCCCUAACUGCAGGUGAACCUUCUGAAAAGGAGCAUCUAAGCAAAGAAAAGCCUCCAGAAGAAUAUGCUGUGAAGCAGAUGGUUUCCAGUUCCCUACUAAAUAGCAACAGUCCUCAGAGCAGACCAGAGGCUGAACCCAUAGCAGAGACAAAAGCAGCAGCAGAAUUCCCAAACCAGCUGAGCAGCAGUGAGGAGAGCACGGGCAGCUGGUCCCAACUAGCUAACGACGAGGACAACCCUGAUGACACCAGCAGCUACCUGCAGCUCAGCGAGAGGUCCCUGAGCAAUGGCAACAGCAGUACAACUAGCAGUCUUGGCAUUAUGGACCUGGAAAUUUAUCAGGAGAACAUGCCACCUUCUCCUAUGAUUAAUGAAUUAGUAGAAGAAAAGGUUUUCCUUAAAGACCAGACAGAAAAUAUAGAGGAAAGCACUUCUGUGCUCUCAGUGGGAACAGCCAAUUGUCAGAAGGAGCUGCUGGUGAUCAACUUCGACCUGGAGCCGGAGCGGCCCGACGCGGAGCUGCGAGCCACUCUGCAGUGGAUCGCUGCCUCGGAGCUCGGAAUUCCAACCAUCUAUUUCAAGAAAUCUCAGGAGAACAGAAUUGGAAAGUUCUUAGAUGUUGUGCAAUUAGUUCAACGGAAGUCCUGGAAAGUGGGGGAUAUCUUCCAUGCCGUGGUGCAGUACUGCAAACUCAGCGAGGAAGGCGGCGAGGUGACACCGAGCCUGUUCGACUGGCUUCUCGAACUGGGUUAA
Messenger RNA from Tinamus guttatus (white-throated tinamou), 5143 nucleotides. RefSeq names its product SPHK1 interactor, AKAP domain containing (gene SPHKAP). Gene Ontology annotation, cellular component: cytoplasm; mitochondrion. The record is from RefSeq and is a predicted model, not a curated record. NCBI's taxonomy places the organism in Eukaryota, Metazoa, Chordata, Aves, Tinamiformes, Tinamidae. Gene Ontology annotation, molecular function: protein kinase A binding.